GGGGUAUUUUUCCACCACAGUGAUAAUGGAUAUCCAUUCUAAUCAACAGCAAGGUAUUAAUUCUAAUCAACUUUCACUGUCGCAUGACACAACUAGAGGAUGGGAACUGAAACACAGAUAUUUAUCUGACCAUAACCUUUAACCCAACCCUAAACUUAUCUGUAAACCCUUGAUUGAUAACAAAAUAGCAUGUCAAAUAUAAUAUGUUUUAUAUGUCAUAGGCUACCCCCCUGCAAUUUCCAUGAAUCAGCUGUAAAUCAAUGUAAACAGUUUAAAUGAGAUGUGUGUGUGUGUGUUAAAAAUGGGUGCUUAAAGUCAAAACAUGAUGUAAUUUAGAACAAACACAGGGUAAACCCCGAGCACCACGUGUGGUUUUGGAAAAUCUGAGUUUUUACGUCAAACACCUUAUAAGGAGUUCCGGUACAGACAGAUGAGCUUAUAUAGUCGUUCCGUCUGUGAUGUGUCCUCCUUAUGUGGAAAAAGAAGGCGGAGUAGCAGUUUGGUAUAAAACCCUGUCCCUCCAAUCUCAUCCCAUCUCUUAACAAGAAACAAGAGGUAAAGACAGUUUAGUACUGAUUUCGAGGUGAAUUGUUUAUGUAAAUAGUCACAUUCAGUACUCUCUGGCUGAAGUCAAAUUGUUUUAAUUAGUUGAUCAAGUUUUAAAUAUAUUCUGAUCAAGAACAAGUGUGUUUUGCCAAACAUUUUGUUGCUUUUAGGCUAGUCUAUAACUUUCCACAGGAGAAACAAAUCAAAGCGACAAUUUUUUUACCUGUUUAUUUUUGGGACCAGAACUAAAUAAUGUGUUCAAGCAGCGAGUCUCUGGAGAUAACUGGUAUUGAGUUGGCCCACAUCCUCAGAACUCCCUGUGACCAGUUCGCCUCAGGCGGCUGUGUACUGCUAGACUGUCGACCUCUCCUUGCCUUUUCCAGGACUCACAUCUCUGAGUCCCGCAAUGUCAACUGGAACUCAAUGCUCCGGCGUCGGUCCAACAGCUCUGUUGUUUGUUUGGAGUGGUUGGUUGCGGACAAGGACCUCCUUGGUCGGCUGUGCAGGGGGGAUUUCUCGCCAAUGGUGGUGCUUGAUGAGAGUAGCCUUUCUAUGGCCGAACUGAAAGGGGAGGGCUUGGCCAGUAUGCUGCUGAACGCUCUACAAGCCGAUGUCCAAUCCAACUCAGCACAGAUCUGCUUUCUACAAGGUGGCUUUGAGGGGUUCCAUGAAGAAUAUUCAGAAGUCUGUUUCAACUCCCCAGACCUGCUGGGACACAGCCCUGCAAUGAUGGACCUGGAGACUAGCGUGACAGGGCGGAAAACACCACUCUAUGAUCAGGAGGGUCCAGUGGAGCUCCUCCCCUUCCUGUUCCUGGGCAGUGCAGUUCAUUCGUCACGGCGCGAAACUCUCACUGCAGCGGGGAUCACGGCAGUGCUCAACGUGUCCUCCUCCAGCCCCAACCUGUAUGAAGAGGACCUAAAAUACAUGAGACUCACCGUAGAGGACAGCCUGGCUGCAGACAUCGCAGCCCACUUCCCUGAGGCCAUCGCCUUCAUAGACUCGGUGAAGGAGAGUGGUGGUCGUGUGCUGGUGCACUGCCAGGCCGGCAUCUCUCGCUCGGCCACUAUCUGUCUGGCCUACCUCAUCCACGCCCGCCGCGUCUGAUUGGACGAGGCUUUCGACUUUGUGAAGCAGCGACGCCAGGUCAUCUCUCCUAACCUGGCCUUCAUGGGACAGCUGCUGCAGUUUGAGGCCGUCGUUCUGUGUCACUGACCCCAUCAUUAGCUAUAUAUUUAUAUAUAUGAUUUGCCACUAACAAGACUCGCAGAGAUAUAUUUCUGAGGAAGACUCAAGAGAAAUGUACCGUAUAUAUGCACUUCCACUAGGUGGAUUAGUCCAAAAAGUUGACUUGGACUGUGAUGAAGAAUGUGUAUCGAUUUCACAUGUUUUUAUGUGUCUCUGCGUGGCCACAGCCUCAUAUAACUGCUCAGAGAAAUGUUUACCCACUCUGCCACUGGCUGGGCUGUAUCUGAGAGAAACCCACAGAGACUGGCAAGAGAAAUAUAUAUAUAUAUAUAUGUAUAUAUGUGUAUAUGUGUAUAUACAGUAUAUAUAUGUAUGUGCUGUUUGCCUUUUUGGACAUUUUGCAAGGGCUGACAAAGGCCUAUACUGUGUGAUAAACCCCAGCAAGUUGUUGGGUACCGGAGUAAUAACUACUGUCUGUAAAACUAAAUGUGAAUGAUUUGUAUCUUGAUCAGGUGAUUUAAUGUAUUAAGGGCAAUACAUCAAUACAAUCAAUUUCCUAACACCAGUGCAAAUCUGAAACAAGCUCAUCCUCAUCAAAUCAUAGGUGUUGGCUGUAGCUUGCAGGUCUGCUCUGGGCAAAGGGAAGAAGCCAUCUUAAACGUUAUGGUGUUUUUAUAAAACUUAUUUUGAAUCAUUUUAUUAUGGUUUUGACAGUAUUGUGAUUUACACUGUCGGUUAUUGCACUUUAUUUGCCAAUGUGGAGGCAGAUUCCUGCUGUUUUUCACAUAGAUUAAAUACUUUAUAAACUGGAAAACACAUGUUUGUCUAUGUAUGUUUAUAUAAUAAUGCCCUGUAUACAUACAGUGCCUUCCGUAAGUAUUCACACCCCUUGACUUUUUCCAAAUUUUGUGGAGUUACAGCCUGAAUAUAAAGUGGAUUAUAUUGAGAUUUUGUAUCACUGGCAUACACAAUGUAGGAGCCAAAUAUGUCAUAUUGUAUAUUGGCAUGUUUCCAAUUCAAUGCAUUUCUGUUGUAUGUGUGUUUGCCAUUAAUCCGCUGUCAGGUGUGUGUACCCCCUCUACAGGCCAAUGGAGAACACAUUUAAAAGGCGUACAUGCUCCAAGGCCUACUGGGAGGAACUGGAAUAGCAGCACACAGUCUUUUGACCAUACCAGACCAUGUUUAUCAUGCUGUUUGUUCCUUUAGUUUAAUGAUCAGAAUUAGUUUUGGUAGAAUUCUAUGCAUUUUUGUAUCCAGAAG
This is a messenger RNA of Salvelinus fontinalis (brook trout), 2994 nucleotides long. RefSeq names its product dual specificity phosphatase 2 (gene dusp2). Gene Ontology annotation, molecular function: protein tyrosine/threonine phosphatase activity; MAP kinase tyrosine/serine/threonine phosphatase activity. Gene Ontology annotation, biological process: negative regulation of MAPK cascade; protein dephosphorylation; endoderm formation. Gene Ontology annotation, cellular component: nucleus; cytoplasm. Lineage: Eukaryota; Metazoa; Chordata; Actinopteri; Salmoniformes; Salmonidae. The record is from RefSeq and is a predicted model, not a curated record.